AUGAACUUUCCGAUCCAUGCCUCGUCCGACUCAAACACUCCGAACGUCGAGACCAGCAGUCCCUACCUUCACCCGCUCCAGAACCACAAAGUCAGAGAGACACAUAAAGCCUUGAUUGACUCCGACAGCAUUACCGGCCGCAAGCUCAUCAACCAGUAUGAAGUCAUCGAAGAAAUUGGCAGAGGUGUGCACGGAAAGGUCAAACUUGCCCGAAAUCUCGAGACGGGCGAAAAUGUGGCUAUCAAGAUCAUUCCACGGUACUCUAAGAGACGACGACUCGGCAAGGUCAUGGCCAUGUCCCCGCAGGAAAAGACGAUGAGAGAGAUCGCCAUCCUCAAGAAGAUGAGGCAUCCCAACGUCGUCUCGCUGCUGGAGAUUAUCGACGAUCCGGAAUUGAAAAAGAUCUACCUGAUUCUCGAACACGUGGAGCUAGGCGAGGUUGUCUGGAGAAAAAAGGGAUUACCGCACAUCUGCCACCACGAGCGUCGUCGCAUCGAGAGAGAAAGCAGAGGUCAGCCGCUGACCCCAGAGGAGGAGCAUUACGAAAAGAUAAUGGAGGAGAGGUACAAGAUCCGGGAGCAAAAGCGGGAAAAGAUGUCUCGAGCCAACAUGAACACCCAUGAGUUUUGGAGUAUCGAGCACGGUAUUUCUGACGACGCGAGUUGCGGAUCGCAAUCCCGCGUCCCCUCAAGGGACGAUCUAGGAGCAUUGGACUUUUUCGGAGGCGAAGGAUCACAACCCAAUUCGCUGCAGGCAUCCCGGGCUACAUCUCGAGCGCCAUCGCGGUCUCAGUCUGUGAAGUCAAUUCGCGACACCGUUUUUGACCAGGAAGCCAUCGACGACACUGAGGACAUCGAGACGCCAGGCCCGCUACAGACCAGCAACCCAGGCUCAGCUACCGCACUCGAUGGCACUAUGUAUGGCGCUUACAUGGAAGACGCGGCCUUUCGAGGUCGUUCACCCAGCAUGGCCGAUUCCAUCAUUUCGCACAUGUCCUCGGUCGACUGGAACACUCGGAUGCACGACCCUUUCGCUGAAGACUUUUCCUACGUUCCUUGCUUUACCAUCGACCAGGCAAGAACGACUUUCCGAGACACUGUCUUAGGCCUGGAGUACCUGCAUUACCAAGGUGUCGUACACAGGGAUAUCAAGCCUGCUAAUCUACUGUGGACCAAAGAUCACCGCGUCAAGAUCUCCGACUUCGGUGUUUCGUACUUUGGCCGUCCUAUCCGAGAAGGCGAGGCCGACGAUGAGACGGUCUCAGAAUCUGAAGCACAAGAUUUCGACGAUGAUCUUGAGCUGGCCAAGACAGUUGGCACCCCGGCAUUCUUUGCACCUGAACUGUGCUACACCGACGCGGACCGCAUGGAACAACCGAAAAUUUCCGAAAUGAUCGAUAUUUGGUCACUUGGCGUAACCCUCUACUGCCUCAUCUACGGACGUAUUCCUUUCCAGGCCGAAGAUGAGUGGCAGAUGUUUCGAAAAAUUGCCACUGAGGAUGUCUUCAUUCCCCAAAAACGCCUCAGGGCAGUGGAUCCUUCUACCCCUCCUAACUCUGAAUCUCUCUUUAAGCGGCAUAACGGACCUCCCUACAGGGACGACAACGAACUUGCCUACGAGAACAUCGACCCCAUUUUGCAGGACCUUCUGCGAAACAUGUUUACUAAAAACCCGGACAAGCGAAUUCGUCUGAAGGAUAUCAAGACCCAUGCCUGGGUUGCGAAAGGAAUUCCAGAUGUGGAAGCGUGGUUGGCUGAGACUGACCCAGCCAAGACUUCGGGCAGGCGAGUCCAGGUUAACGACAAGGAGGCGGCCCGCGCUGUCGUGCCUAUUGCCUUCUUGGAACGCGCACGAUCUACCGUGAAAAAAGCAGUUGGGAAGUUGAUGCACCCUUUAGGGGAUCGAAGCGAUAGCCGGUCAAGGCGGAGAGCUGCCAGCAGUGCUGCCAGCUCGGCUGGAGACAGCAUGUUCAAUGUACCGCCCACGCCACACUCGAGAGAAGCACGCAGAAAGAGUCUCAAGAGCGAAGACUAUUUUUCCAACGUCAAAGACUUUGCUUUUGGCGGCUCCGACCAUCCUCUUGUCCACAGCGAGACAGUCUCUCCCUAUGAGUCUCCCUACGACCCUCUCGCUACGGCUAUCGCUCAACCCGUCAAGGGCCAAGGAGCUGCCCUUUUACAUGCCAUUCAGAACAGCUACAGCGACUCGAGGACGAACAGUGGCACGGCAUCGCCUUCAGAUCAGUCAACAAUUCCUGGGACAGCGUCAUUUUACAAGCCUUUCCAGAGAUACUCGCAAAGCCCAUCGAAUGGCAAUAGCUUUUUGACGCUUACAGCUGGAUUACCCGAGGUCAGGACACAACCUCCUACACCUUUUUCCGGUGACUCCACACUGGACGAUCCGUCUAAGGAAAUGCGACAAACACGUGGAUACGACGCCUUGACAGAGGAAGCUCUCCGUGCACGCUCAGCAGAGCGUGGCGUGUUCAGAGACCAAGAUAAGCGCGCCCCUGCACAAGUGAGCGUCACCACGGCGAGUGUACCUGGUACCCUUCAUAGGAUGCCUAGCCUUCCUGGCAAGCCUCGAGCUAUGCGAUCGGUGGACUUGGGUAAGGCGAAGCAGGCCACCAGCGCCUUAGCUUCACCACUGUUCUUUUCGUCUCGGUCUGUCACCGGCUACCAGCAUGGCCAGCCACAAUCGGACUCAAACAUCUACGAGACUCAGCGCCUCACGGCCGACCUAGAGGAGAGACCGCAGACAGCACAUAGGAUCGAAAGUGUGCGGGAUAUACCGGAGGCAAGAACGCCACCACCGCGCACAUACAAUACGUCAACUCCUGAGUCGUUCGCCCGCGCAAAAAGCGAGAUGCAGCGCAAGCAAAUCGCAGAAAGUCUUAUUCAACAAGCUCCGGACGACGUCAGGUCAGACAUUGCCGUGAUCGAUCCAACCGAAGUACCUUGCCCUCUCUCGCCCGAUGACGAGCGAUUUGGCACGCCGCCACCUCCAUCUCGUGAGGACACGAUGGAGACUGAAAAGUCCUCCCGCUCGACAUCCAUCGGUGGCCUGGCUUCUCCUAUUACGAAUCCCAGCGAAAUAGCCAGUCCCGUCUCCGGUGCCAGCUCGGUAUCCGAUGCUGAGCCCGUGGAGCCUGCUGUUAUCAACAAGCCUGGUUUACUCGAAACGACAGAUUCCCUGACACCUCCAGCAUACCUUAAGGAGCCCAUGGCCGGAUUUCCAUUGGAACAAUUCGAGCAACAAGGACGAUUCGAGACACACAAUGCGUCAUUUAAUGCCGGCCCGAUCCCGCUUCGCAUCACACGCAGCCCAGUCUACAGAAGCCCGCCUCUCAUCCACCACAGUCCCGAUAUGCGUCCACAAGAGGACGAUGAUGACGAUAGUGAUAGUGAUGAGGGUCUUUUGAUGGCGAAGACCAAGAAGAAAUCUACAACCAAUACUCACGUCGAACGAAUACCUUUCGGGGCAAGGCGACGUGACACAAAUGCGAGCAUUGCUAGUACAGAGACAGCCAAGAAAGUUGCCAUUGGCGAAGAGGUCAUCACCUGCGCCGACUGA
This is a messenger RNA of Colletotrichum tamarilloi, 3573 nucleotides long. RefSeq lists its product as uncharacterized. Gene Ontology annotation, biological process: protein phosphorylation; intracellular signal transduction. Gene Ontology annotation, molecular function: ATP binding; protein serine/threonine kinase activity. Lineage: Eukaryota; Fungi; Ascomycota; Sordariomycetes; Glomerellales; Glomerellaceae. The transcript has 3 exons. Gene Ontology annotation, cellular component: cytoplasm. Bases 1 to 3573 code for a protein of 1190 amino acids. The record is from RefSeq and is a predicted model, not a curated record.